Ceutorhynchus assimilis (cabbage seed weevil) is the source of this 1361-nucleotide messenger RNA. NCBI's taxonomy places the organism in Eukaryota, Metazoa, Arthropoda, Insecta, Coleoptera, Curculionidae. The record is from the annotation of a GenBank genome assembly.
UAAGCAAUUGUUCAAGUGCUUCUGAAGUUAUUUUUAUUUAAUCCACUUGAAAUAUGUCUGUAUAUAAAAGCAGUGAAAUAGUAACGGUACUCAAAAGUGAAAAAAAAAUGCUGCACCAAAUCGUGCUAGCCUUGUUGGUUGCUAUGGCAUUUGCCGAUCAUCAAAUAUGGCCUGGCACCAGUACCAGGCCAAUAUUAUCUGAUGCUGAAGCUUCAAAGUACACCAAACAAGCCUAUUUACAAGGAUGGACUCCUGGUACCAUAUCAACUAGCAGAGCUGACUACACUGUAGGCAGUGGUGGUUUUAGUACCAUCCAGGCAGCUGUAAAUGCUGCCAUCAACGCAGGAGGUACCACAAGAAAAUACAUAAAAAUCCUGCCAGGUACCUAUAAUCAAGCAGUUUUGAUACCAAAAACCUCUGUGCCCAUAACGAUUUACGGUACCAAAGGUAAUCCAGAUGAUGUCCAAAUUGUUUUAUCACAAGGUGCUAAUUUGAGUGGUUCCGAAUACGCUCAGCAAGUGAACCCGAACGGUGCCGUCUACAAAGAUGGAGAUCCGGCUUGGUCAAUGUACAGUUCUUGUGCUAAAAAAACUAAAAUUGGAACCAGUUGUUCUAGUAUCUUCUGGGCCAAAAACGACGAUUUCGAAAUCGCUUACGUUACAAUCGAAAAUCCUUCUUUGGACGGUCAGGCUGUAGCUGCCAGAGCCGAUGGAGACAAACAAAACUGGAACAAUAUUAACUUUUACGGGUUCCAAGACGUUUUAUUUGCAAGUGGUAAAAGAAUCUACUUCAACAAGCCUAUUAUCGUUGGAGACGUUGAUUUUAUCUUCGGAUCAGCUUCGGCUGUAUUUGAAGGAGCUCAAAUCUUUGCCAGAGGCGACAGGCCUAGAGAUUCGGCUAUAAUUUUUGCCCCUAAUACAGAAAGCAGCCAAAAGUACGGGUUCUUGGUUCUAAACAGCAAAAUUAUGGCCGAUAUUAAUAUAAAGGCUAAUAUGAGCUGUAGUUUGGCUAGAGCUUGGGAUGCUAGUUCGAGUAAGGAGCCUAAUGGCCAAGUUGUUAUAAGAGAAACUGAUAUUGUUGAUGUGGUAAAUUUGAUUGCGCCGUACGAUACAGCCACAAGUGGCAGGAAAUAUGCAGGAAAUUCAGCCACCAAUAGGAAUUUGGACGAUAGUCGGUUUAACAGGUUCUGGGAGUAUAAAAAUGUUGGAGCUGGUGCUUAAAAUUAUCGAUAAUAAAGAUAUUUGAUAAUAAUUGUGUUUGUUUUUUCUUUUUGGUUCGCCGAAAAAAAGGAUUCCUUAAUUCAGAGAAAUGCGAACUUCAUUCAAUAAAAUUGCGACUUUGGAUAUGGCCAAGUGAAUAUU